Messenger RNA from Musa acuminata subsp. malaccensis (wild Malaysian banana), 585 nucleotides. NCBI's taxonomy places the organism in Eukaryota, Viridiplantae, Streptophyta, Magnoliopsida, Zingiberales, Musaceae. The record is from RefSeq and is a predicted model, not a curated record.
GAGGCGGAGGAGGCUGACACGAAAAAUGGUGGCCUUCUCUUUCGUGGUGCGAUCUAGGGUUUCGGCUCGGACGAUUUUGAUGGCGCUGAGGCCUUCGAAGAAGCAAAUUACCGAAUCGGAGGCAUCUCCAUCGAUGCGGCAGGUCGCGUCGUUGAGGAGGCGCAGUUCUUGCACUCCAAGAUUACCGGUGAGUUCGCAUUGCUUGGUGUCGAUGCUGCCUCUCCACAGCGCGAUUGCCUCCGCUCGUCUGCGUUCGGUUCUCGCCGCGGAGUCCCAACGAUGGGGAUUAGUUCCACAAGGCAUCUCAAUGCCUUUAUGACAGCAACUAGCGGUUAUCUGCCUGGCAUGUAAAGGCUUCCAGCAGGUGCGAGGUACAUGACCUGUUGUGGUCUUCUGUGCAAUUGAGAGAAAUUCAGAUACCAUAAAACACAACCUACUGAAAAAUUGUUAUAUUUCUUCUUGUAUUUUUACUUCUGUUGAUUUAAUUUUUCCGUUUGCCAGCUCUGAGAACAUUUUAGAUAAUGACCAUGUAGAACUGGUCUGCUGGAUUUCAUGAAAUGAAUAGCAGCUGAAAGAAUUUGGUCA